UUAACGCAUGUUCUCAGUUUCAUUUUGACCUCUAAUCGAUUCAACAGCAGUUCCAUAUUCGUUGUAAAAAAUGAGUAAUAAUCAAAAUAUUAUUUAUGGCGGUGAUUUUGAGGAAUCGCUUGAUUAUCCAACUGUUGGUGCAUUGCUUUAUGAUAAUUUUAAGGACGGUGGAGACAAGGUUGCAUUGAUUGAUGGCAUUAAAGAAGAACAAUGGACAUUUAAUGAUCUUUUGGAACAAAGUGUAAAGGUAGCAAAAGCACUUUAUGAUGCUGGAAUACGACAAAACGAUGUUAUUUCAAUCCUGUCUGAGAAUCGUUUAGAAUAUGCAGCGAUUGCAUAUGGAACUCUUUAUUUAAAUGCAAUCUGUGCGCCAACAAACUUUGCAUACACAGAACGUGAACUUGAACAUACUUUAAACAUCACAAAACCAAAGUUUGUCUUCAUAUCAUCAAGCACUAAAGCACUUCUUCCUAAAUUAGAACAAUUUGACUUUGUAAAGCAAGUCAUCUUACUAGACGACGAUAAUGUUAGCAGCGAUAAGCUCAUAUCAUUCAAGACAUUCCUCAAUAAGUAUAGUAACAAUAGCUUCAACGUAGAAGCCUUCGUUCGACAACCUGUCAAACUCUUUGAGCAAGUUGCUGUAAUUUUUAUGUCGAGCGGAACAACUGGACUUCCAAAAGGUGUUGAGCUGACUCAUGGCAACUUAAUUGCUUGUAUUGCUUCUAAUCUUGAGAGAGUUCCUUUGGGAAAGUCAUUGUUUGGCAAUGUUACAGCUUUAUACAUCACACCUUGGUUUCAUGUUAUGGGAUUUAUGGGAAAACUUUUAUUUACCACAACACGGGAAUUUACACAAGUAUUUUUAGCUAAGUUCAUACCCAAGUUGUACCUUAAAAGUAUUGAAAAAUAUAAAAUUUUGACAAUCACUGUGCCUCCUCCAGUCAUUCUGUUUCUGUCAAAAACACCAUUAUUAAGCAACUAUGACUUGUCAAGUUUGAAGCUAAUAUUUUCUGGUGCUGCUCCAUUAACAAAAGAACUUGAAGAGGAAGUUAAGAAACGAUUUAAUGACGAAAUUAUUGUUUUACAAGCUUAUGGUCAAACUGAGGCCACUCUUGGUGUGCUUUAUUCAGAUGUAGCAACAGCAAAACCAGGUUCUGUCGGUCAGUUAGUAAGAGGAACUUACGGUAAGGUUGUUGACUCAGACGGAAAUAUUCUAGGUGCAAAUAAAGUUGGUGAGCUGUGCUUUAAAGGUCCAUUUAUCAUGAAAGGAUAUAUUGACAACGUAGAAGCAACAAGUAGCACAAUAGACAAGGAUGGAUGGCUUCAUUCUGGGGAUUUAGGGUAUUAUGAUGAGGAUUAUCAAUUCUUCAUUGUUGACAGACUCAAGGAAUUGAUUAAGUACAAAGGAUAUCAAGUUCCUCCAGCUGAGCUAGAAGGUUUAUUAUCUUCUCAUGCUAAGAUUAGAGAUGCUGGUGUCAUUGGAAUCCCAGACGAGGCUGCAGGCGAGCUUCCAUUCGCUUUUAUUGUGAAGGAAGAAGGCAGUGACUUAACAGAGCAAGAAAUUAAAGAUUUCGUUGCUAAAAAUGCCAGCAAUCCUAAAUGGCUGCGAGGUGGUGUAAAAUUUAUUGACGCAAUUCCUAAGAAUAUCACAGGCAAGAUCUUAAGACGUGAAAUGAAGGAACUCUACAAAACUAUGAAAGCUAAACUGUAAAUUAUUCCUUAAUUUUUACAAAUGGUGCUUUAAAUUCCUUAAAAAAUAUCAAUAAACGUUUUUUAUUCAGUAAAUCUUAAGAUUUAUGUCUUAAUUUUCUUCUUUUUCGGCUUAAUUGGUACCGGAACUUUGAAGACAGUUGAACAUGUCGUACAAAUAGGUGAGAAUUUACAGAAAAUACUUAAACAAACAGAACAGACAAAUCCUAUAUCAAUUAGCUCACGAUGACAAAAGCAAGCUGCUCGAUAAUCAACUUUAACGGCUGGCGGUAAAGCUAAUUUCGAUCGAAUGGAUGGUUCUGGUAGAAAAAUCCACAGCAGGUAUUGUAAAAGUCCAUCAAGUUGAGGUACUUUAAG
Messenger RNA from Chironomus riparius, 2064 nucleotides. The record is from the annotation of a GenBank genome assembly. NCBI's taxonomy places the organism in Eukaryota, Metazoa, Arthropoda, Insecta, Diptera, Chironomidae.